Cooperia oncophora is the source of this 834-nucleotide messenger RNA. The record is from the annotation of a GenBank genome assembly. Lineage: Eukaryota; Metazoa; Nematoda; Chromadorea; Rhabditida; Trichostrongylidae.
AUGCUUCUCAAUAUUGCGGGUAUUAAAAUCACUUUCAAACGAAAGAGCAUCUACCGCUUUUUCAAUGUAUUUCUUGUUGCCAGCAUAAUGAUCACCGCGAUGAAUGAGCGAUAUCGCGGCGGUCAGGACCUUAUUAUUGAUCUACCAGCCGACUACGAUAUCCAACACGUGGAUUGGUUGGCCAUUUACUGUUACAAAUUCCGUGUCGAUUUCGGUCAUGUGGCCAUUUCAAAUGUGUCAUCACGAAUUCCGCCAUACGUACCACCACAGAAAAGGUUCGAUGACGUUGCAACAACUGUUGAAGGAUGGCCGGUGACGUCAUUGCUGGGAAAUGACAAUCGACGAAACUUCACAUUUCAACUAGGAGUUCCCGGUGGAAAGAAAGGAUAUCAAUCAAUGGCUCGUGCACGGCCAGCCAAAUACGUGUGGUAUGUGAACGGCAUGCUAGCUGAUCUCUAUUUGAAACGCGGUGUAACCUACACGUUUAUAGUUGAAGGCGGAUCUGACAAGUCUACAUCGGAUUUCUUCAAUCCACUUUAUAUUUCUGAUGAUCAGUUCGGUGGCUAUGGCAAGCUAAGCAAUGAAGAGAAAGAGCAAGUCACUGUCUACUCCGGCUCCGAUCCAUCACGAGUGUCCGGCCGACUGUGCCUCUGGUCAAAUGAUGAAACCGUGGACGAAUCGCAGUUUUCCACUUUCGCCGAUUUCCGAAAAACUCUGCAUCUGAAAUGCGAAACCGACAAGGUCGCUGCGCUAUUUCAAUUCACACCUGAUGAAAAAACACCUGACACACUCUACUACCAGGUAAAUCUAACCUUUUCAUUUGGAAAGCCCUGA